AUGUCUUGGAGAAACGCUGCAAGUUCUAAUUGCACGCGAGCUCGCAAGCCAAUGGUCUCAGCGUACUAUUACAGUAAUUCAUCAAUUCCCGUUGGAUAUUUUGGUACCACAAUACGAAGAAGACCAGUGGGGUUUGGUUUCGAAGCUCCAUUCCAAAACCGAAGGAAUUUUACGAACAGUCGCGAGCGUUGGAGACAACAUCACGUCAACAUGGCGUUUGGCGAGCUGAGGAAGCUCCUGCCUACCUACCCUCCUGAUAAAAAACUCUCCAAACACGAAAUUCUGAAACUGUCCAUGAAAUACAUCUCAUUCUUAAGCGGUGUGUUAAAAGGAAUGGAUUCAAACCAAGCCGAGUUUUGCCCUGAUUGUGUUAUAGAUCCAUCAAAGUGUUCCCCGAGUUCAAGCUCUGCUACUUCCAGUAGCGAUGGCAUUUUAUCAGCAAGAUUAGAUUUGGAACAUGUCAGUGUAGACUCGUUAACAUCCCAGAUACGACUCGAAGAAGAAGGCGAUUGA
Molecule: messenger RNA, 513 nt
Organism: Orbicella faveolata
Lineage: Eukaryota; Metazoa; Cnidaria; Anthozoa; Scleractinia; Merulinidae
Product: T-cell acute lymphocytic leukemia protein 1 homolog
Source: RefSeq, a predicted model, not a curated record